Molecule: messenger RNA, 261 nt
Organism: Mesorhabditis spiculigera
Lineage: Eukaryota; Metazoa; Nematoda; Chromadorea; Rhabditida; Rhabditidae
Source: the annotation of a GenBank genome assembly
AUGUCUCGUCUGUUCCGCUUCUCUGACACAGCGUCGAGCGGCGUCACAAAUCGCUCCGUUUUCAUCGAAGAAAUGGACGAUGAUUUCGACGACGAUGAUCAACUUCCUCAGAGCUACGCUAGCACGUCGCGCAAUAGAGUUCCCGACUUGGACACGCUGCUGCGGGCUGAACGCGAGAUCCAGGUGAAACAAGAGGUCGUGGAUGAUUUUGAAGAUUCGACCAACGAUUUCAUGGCGCCAGCUGCGUCGUUUGGAUAUUGU